Messenger RNA from Chenopodium quinoa (quinoa), 1204 nucleotides. Its product is annotated as 26S proteasome non-ATPase regulatory subunit 8 homolog A-like. Gene Ontology annotation, cellular component: proteasome regulatory particle, lid subcomplex; proteasome regulatory particle; nucleus. Lineage: Eukaryota; Viridiplantae; Streptophyta; Magnoliopsida; Caryophyllales; Amaranthaceae. Bases 118 to 921 code for a protein of 267 amino acids. The transcript is spliced from 6 exons. The record is from RefSeq and is a predicted model, not a curated record. Gene Ontology annotation, biological process: proteasome-mediated ubiquitin-dependent protein catabolic process.
CUAAAGUACAGCAAAAUAAGUGGCUUGUUGGUAAAGAAAGGAAGAACUGAGUUUCAGAAAUUGAAGAAAGAGCGAAACUCAGAAAAGAGGAGAGAGAAAUUUGCAAAUUCAGUAACAAUGGAUCCCAAACUCACUGAGAUUGCCCAGACCUUCGAGCGUUUCAAAGCUGCUUCUGUUCGCAAUGAUUUCGACACUUCCACUCGCCUCCUUUCUCAGCUUAAGGUAUCACUGACAGAAUUCCGAAGCCUUCCUCCAUUGUUUGAAGCAACACCAAAUGCUAUUCAUGAAUUGAGCUUAGCAAGGGAUAUCUAUGAGCAUGCUGUUGUUUUAAGUGUCAAGAUGGAGGAUCAGGAAGCAUUUGAAAGGGAUUUCUGCCAACUGAAACCUUACUACACUGAUGCCAGGGGUCAUAUACCACAAUCUCCACAGGAGUACCCAAUCUUGGGUCUGAACCUGUUAAGGCUUCUUGUCCAAAACAGAAUAGCAGAGUUUCACACUGAAUUGGAGUUGCUUUCAUCUACCGCCUUGGAUAAUCCUUGUAUUAAACAUGCUGUAGAGCUGGAGCAGUCCUUCAUGGAAGGAGCAUACAACCGUGUUUUAAGUGCUAGGCAGUCUGUACCUCAUGAAACUUACGUGCACUUCAUGGAUUUGUUGGCCAAAACUGUGAGAGAUGAAAUUGCUGGAUGCAGUGAAAAGGCAUAUGAUUCUCUUUCAUUGAAUGAUACUAAACAAUUGUUGCUAUUUUCUUCUGACAAGGAUUUGCUCGAGUAUAUCAACGAGGAACAUCCUGACUGGGAGAUCAAAGAUGGAUGUGUUUAUUUCCAGAAGGCAAAAGAAUCUGCACCAUGCAAGGAGAUUCCAUCUCUGCUACUUAUCAACCAAACUCUCAGUUAUGCUAGGGAACUCGAGAGGAUCGUGUAGUGGAUUAGCUUUAAACAAUUCUAUAUCCAUUGCAGCAAUUGAUGCAAAGAUGUUUUAAUGCACCACCUACUACUUCCUGUAGACAGGAUUAAUUGAGCCUGAGAAGGUGCAUAUGCUCACAUGCUGGCCGAAGUGAUUUUAAUUUUGAUUUUAGCAUUGCAUUGAAAGGUCUCAUGCAGUAACAAUUAAAAUUGGCAUUUAACCUUUUUGUUGUCUACUUUCUUAAGAUCUCUUUGCUCUUUCAAAUGUUUUGUGAUUUAUCUCUUUUCAAUUGUGUUGCCAA